AGCAACUCCGCCACCGAAAGACCGGGGACCCGGCCUCCGCAGGGCGGGGGUGGAGGCGGGGCUGGGCGAAGCGAGCCGAGCGCGGCUGCCGGUGUUGAGCUCCCAGUGUGAAGUCAGGCCCGCGGCGGGGCCUUCCCGGGGUCCGCGCUUUCUCCCGACACAGUCACCGAAUCCCUGCAGCUUUCGGUCGCGCGCACGGACCUGUGAUGUGACGGCCGCCCCGCCCUCGCAGGGGACAGAACUGAGGCUCAGGGAGGUGGUGGUUGGUCUGAAGCCGCCCGGCUGGGAAGUGGAUUCACAAAGUGAACGUCCUUCUUCUCUUUGCCUGGAGAAGGGAUGAGGGUGGCGGACUCCGCCGCAGACGUGGACUAGCAGGUCCCUGAGACCCAGCGGAGUGCAUGGAGGCACCCGAGUCUGCAGAACAGAGGGGGCGUGACCCAGAAGCAAAGGGACAGCGAACACAUGUCACGGGGGACACGACAGUCGGGAACCCCGAAUCCACGCCCCACCAGCGUGACUCGGCCAACAGGCUGAGCUUCCAUUUCUCCAUCAGCAAAAUGGGACCACACUGUUCGCUCUUGGCCAUUGUGUGGGCAACCCAAAAGAGUUAACUAAAUGCAACUGCUCACAACAACAACAACAACAACAACAAUGUAUCGAGUGCUGUCCAGCUGCCAUCACCUUGCUCUGGUCAAGCGCGACAGAUUCUGGAAAAUGAUUUCUUUCCAUGUCUCUCCAGGCUUCUGUUCCCAAGUUCGACAGGAUCCCCUGGCUUUGUGAGGCCAGCCUCAGAAACAAGCCCCUGGUGCUCAGCCUCCCCAAAAGAUACCCUCAUGGCUCUGCCACUUCUCUGAAUUCAUGGAGGAAGGAUGUGAAUUCGCCAAAUACGUUUCAAGUUCCAAAUGGCUUAUCUAAGGCCAGGAGGAACCAGAGAGGCCCCAUGCUGGGCAGGAACCUGCAGCUGUGCUCCACAUGCCAGGAAGUGAAAAUGGUACAACCAAGAACAAUGAUGAUCCCAAAUGAUCUGAAACAUUCCUUUGAGAAUUGUAUGAGUCAUAGAAUGAAGAGUCUUCCGCCACCAAAAGCUCCGACUGAACCCAGGUGUUCCCCUGAUGACAUCUCAACAGAGAGCAUUCACUACAGACUUCCCCUUCUGGGCCCCCGGGCAGGGGCCUUCCACGAGCUGUUGUCAGACUCCUACAAGGCUCUGCGGGGGAUACAGCUCUCUGCCGCACCCAGAAAGGAGCCCACGGGCAAGACAAUGAGGCAGUGAGUGAUCGGUGCUCAACACUUUCCACUCCAGAGAGAAAACAACCUCACCAAGCCAGUCUCUCAUCAUUGCCUCCUGUCACCAAAACAGUGAGUCAAGUUUGCCUCCCUCAGAGUGGCUGGAAUCCCCUCUUGCCACCGUCUCACACACUUCUCCUAAAGACGAUGGCUUUAUUUAUACAAUUAUAAAGAUUUAUUGAUUAAAAUGGAACACUUUGAGUGUCAUCAAUUUUAUUUUGGUAAAGAUUCUUAAUUGUGUUCUAAUAGGCAUCAUUUCCUUGUUUCUAAGACAUGAGUUUUCUGUGGAAAUUAUU
Molecule: messenger RNA, 1583 nt
Organism: Myotis myotis
Lineage: Eukaryota; Metazoa; Chordata; Mammalia; Chiroptera; Vespertilionidae
Gene: CUNH1orf105
Product: chromosome unknown C1orf105 homolog
Exons: 6
Coding region: 728-1273 (181 amino acids)
Source: RefSeq, a predicted model, not a curated record